AUGUUACAUUUUCGGUCAGCGGUAGCGCUCAAGGAGUUAUUUCAGACCCCGCUGAAGCGUCCGUUGACAGGUAGAGUCGGUGUGAAAGCGGCACCUGCAGCCUCCGCCUGCUUCAGCAGCGGCAGCGGUGCUUUGGAUGGGAGGUCGCCGGGCAGAGGGAGGGCUUUUGCCGGGUGGAGAGCUCCGCCGCAGCUCUCCAGGAGGCACGCCGUGAGAGGCUAUUGCUCCAAAGGUGACGGCCAGAAUGAAGCGUCCAAGGACUCUGCGGCGGAAAAGAGAAGGAAGGCCGGCAUCCUGCCCAGCCUGGAGGACCUGCUCUUCUACACCAUCGCAGAGGGCCAGGAGAAAAUCCCUGCACACAAGUUCACCACAGCUCUUAAAUCCACGGGGCUUCGCACAGGAGACCCUCGGCUGAAAGAAUGUAUGGAGAUGCUGAAGGUGACCGUGAAGACGACGUCUGACGGGGCGCUCGACCGACACCUCUUCAAAAAGUGUGUCCAGAGCAACAUCGUCCUGCUGACUCAGGCCUUCAGGAAGAAGUUUGUCAUCCCGGACUUCCAGUCCUUCAGCGCCCACAUCGACGAUCUCUACGAAAACGCUAAGAGCAUGUCAGGAGGGCAGGUGGCCGACUACAUUCCCCAGCUGGCCCGUUUCAGCCCGGAUCUGUGGGCCGUCGCCUUGUGCACCGUCGACGGACAGAGGCACACUGUCGGCGACACCAAGGUCCCGUUCUGUCUGCAGUCGUGCGUGAAGCCGCUGAAAUACGCCAUCGCCGUCCACGACCACGGCACGGAGUACGUGCACCGCUUCAUCGGCAAAGAGCCGAGCGGCCUGCGGUUCAACAAGCUCUUCCUGAACGAGGACGAUAAACCACACAACCCCAUGGUUAAUGCCGGCGCUAUCGUCUGCACCUCCCUCAUCAAGCAAGGAGCAAGCAACGCCGAGAAGUUCGAUUAUGUCAUGAACUUCAUGAACAAACUGGCAGGAAACGAGUACGUCGGCUUCAGCAACGCCACUUUCCAGUCGGAGCGAGAGUCUGGAGACAGAAACUUUGCCAUCGGCUACUACCUGAAGGAGAAGAAGUGUUUCCCGGAGGGCACAGACAUGACCUCCAUCCUCGACUUCUACUUCCAGCUGUGCUCCAUCGAGGUGACCUGUGAGAGCGCCAGCGUCAUGGCGGCCACUCUGGCCAACGGCGGCUUCUGUCCAAUCACAGGCGAGCGCGUCCUGAGCCCGGAGGCGGUGCGAAACACUCUGAGUCUGAUGCAUUCCUGCGGCAUGUACGACUUCUCAGGACAGUUCGCUUUCCACGUCGGUCUGCCGGCUAAAUCCGGCGUCGCUGGAGGAAUCCUGCUGGUCGUUCCAAACGUGAUGGGCAUCAUGUGUUGGUCUCCUCCGCUGGACAAGCUGGGCAACAGUGUCAGAGGCAUCCAGUUCUGCACGGAUCUGGUUUCUCUCUGUAACUUUCACAACUACGACAACUUGAGACACUUCGCUAAGAAACUGGAUCCUCGCAGGGAGGGAGGAGACCAGAGGGUGAAGUCAGUGAUCAAUCUGCUGUUUGCUGCCUACACCGGAGACGUCUCAGCUCUGAGGAGGUUUGCGUUGUCCUCCAUGGACAUGGAGCAGCGGGACUACGACUCCAGGACGGCGCUGCAUGUGGCUGCUGCUGAAGGACAUGCCGAGGUGGUUCGCUUCCUGCUGGAGGCCUGUAAGGUCAACCCAGUCCCCAAAGACAGGUGGGGAAACACACCGAUGGACGAGGCGGUCCACUUCGGCCACCACGACGUGGUGACCAUCCUCCGCGACUACCACACCCAGUACAGCCCUCAGGAACCGACCGCCGACAAGCAGAACGCAGAGAAGAACCUGGACGGGAUGCUGUGACGAGACACGGCUCCAGACAGGAAGCUGGACGGUUGAUGUUCAAGAAAGUCAACCAGGACGAGUCGCUCUGAGGGGAGAGAGGUCUUAAACCAGAGAGGUCAGACAGGAAACUCUACAAACAUCACAUUAACUCCCUUUAGAGCAGCCAGCGGCCCUUCAGAGUAAAAGCUCCUCAUCGUGUUAGUAGAUGUUGUCGGUUUUUGUAUGUUGAUGUAUGUAAACUGAGUGAGGACGAUGUUUUUCUUUCAGUUCUCCUUCUGUAUUUAACCAUCAGCCACACAGCUGAAUGCUGGGUAAAUUCAGCUGCGGCUGGGAAAUCCACUUUAUUUUGAAAAGCAGGAAGGAGCGAAUUUAGACGGUUACAAACCUUCCUCACUUCAUCAUCACAACAUGGUGGAAUGUAUCUUCCCCCAAACACUGUGUGUGUGUGUGUGUGUGUGUGUGUGUGUGUGAUAUUUAUCUAUUUAAGAUAAACUGUACAUUCAUGUAGUGUGUGUGUGCGUGUGUGUGAGAUGAGGAUGUAUUAGUGUAAAUACGUACAGGUGUAUAGUUGUAGUUCUGUAGUCUGAAACAGGAAGUCCUCGCCUGGCGUCCGAUAACCAGAAAAACAAUAAAACGUGACAGUUUAAAUUAUUAAUAUUUACAUUUUUGUCGCUUUAAACAGAAAAUGAGUUUUAAAAGAAUGAUUUUUUUUGUUUUGCUAUCUAAUAGCUGUUUGUUUUUUUUUACCCCCAAAAAACUGGAGUUUUAUUUUUUACCAUUAAACUGUUUUUGUUUGAUAUUUAUUUUGUUGUAACUGAAGGAAACACACGUGAUGAAGUCGGCCAAAGUUGAGCUUGUAAACCAGAUGUGACACUGCCAGCACCGACAGAAGCUUCGAUUAGUGUAACGAUCGUUUUCAUAAUAAGUUAGAUUUAAGCUUUUAUUUUGCAUAUUAUAUUUUCAAUUGUGAGAAAUUAUGUCAAAGGAGACUCACUCAACAACAGAAAAUAUGAAGUUAUGUGCAGCCAAACGUUGAUUAAACCCACAGAACUGAAAGAUUUAAAAAAUCUAAAACGAUCUUUUUUCUGUUGAUCCAUUAAUGACCAAACUGCUGAACCAGAAUUAUUUAUAUAUCAAAAAUAUGCGAUAUGAGAAAAGAUGAAUAUUGUUCCGACUGGUUUCCAAACUCUAAACGUCUUAAAGUGAAACAUCAACACUGAAACAGCUGAUUCAGCUCUUAAAUGAGCUGAAGAGAUUUUCUGAAGCUGCUUCUUACAAAUUCACAACAAAAGCCAUCGAUCACUUUCGUGAGUGGCGAGGAAAAAGUGCAGAGACGGUGAGCAGAACUGGACUCAGUGGUGCGGCUGUUCGUCCCAUCCAGAACUCCACUACAGCUGCUGAACUGGUCCAAAAGGCCAUUUAAGCAAAUUUUAAAGCAUCAAACAACCUCAGAAACCAACUUUGAAGCUCUCUGAUUGGUUGUUUCUCGCAGCGAUGCUCUGAGGGAAGCGUAGAAAGUUCCCCGACAGACAGUCAGAGAUAGAAAAAUGUUAAAUCUACAAAAGUCUGACGUUUUCUACUGAACAAACCUGAAAUAUUUUCCUUGGUUGAGUGCACCGCCUCCUCUCGUUUCAUGCUGUAACACUUUAAACGUUUCUUUCUUAAAAUCACGGUUUUGUGCAGAGAAAGUGUCGACUGUAAUGUAUCACAUGAUUUAUGAAAGUGUGUGUGUGAACACUCGGAGGACUCAGGAAGGUCCGUCUGUCCCCGCGGCAGAUCUGAAACACUAAAAACUAAACCGAAGGAGCUUUACAACGCAGACAGAUUGUCGUUGGAGUUUUUGUUUUUUAAUCUGUCAUACUUGAAGAGUUGUGGUUUUCGUGACAAGUGUUUGUUUUGUUCCUGAAGUUUGGAUGUUGUUUCUGUGCGAACUGAACCAGGCGACCACCGUCUGCGAUAUCAACAAUCCUCAGUCCGAUUUAGUGCGACGUUUUUAUCCCUCAGGUUGGGAUCAGCUCGUUCGGUUUGAAUGAAAUUAUUUAAAAGAAAUGAAGCACAAAAAACUGAACUAUUUGAUGCAACAAUUAGCAAUAGAAAUGUGAUGAUUGUAAGAUGAAAAUCAGCAAUAUGGAUUUCUGUUUUGGGUUGAAACGAGCCGAUCCCGACCUGCAGCUCCGCUCACUCAGCUGUCGUACGUAUGAAGUGACGUCUGUGUGCAGCCGCGACUGAAGUAUUCUGAAUGUAACGUGUUUGGUGUCGUUCUGUUUCUUCUUCAUGUAUAUUUAUGCUGCUUCGGCUCACGGCGGACGGUUUUCCUGAGUGUCGCAGCACUUCAGAUAUUUAUUCACAGAUCAAACAUUUAAUAAAAGUGUAAAAAUCAA
Messenger RNA from Acanthopagrus latus (yellowfin seabream), 4250 nucleotides. RefSeq names its product glutaminase kidney isoform, mitochondrial-like. NCBI's taxonomy places the organism in Eukaryota, Metazoa, Chordata, Actinopteri, Spariformes, Sparidae. Gene Ontology annotation, molecular function: protein binding; glutaminase activity. The record is from RefSeq and is a predicted model, not a curated record. The transcript is spliced from 18 exons. Bases 1 to 1887 code for a protein of 628 amino acids. Gene Ontology annotation, biological process: L-glutamine catabolic process.